This is a messenger RNA of Cladocopium goreaui, 2379 nucleotides long. Lineage: Eukaryota; Dinophyceae; Suessiales; Symbiodiniaceae. The record is from the annotation of a GenBank genome assembly.
AUGUUUCUUAACAAGAGAUGGCUCAUCAAGUGCACAUGCCCUUUGUUCCAUAGCAUCUACAAGACCAAGGUUUGCGUUCGCAAUCACCCACACACUGUCAUUCAGGGAAAAGACGCUUCCAUCGCUCAUGCUUGGAAGGAACAGGUCUUUCCUGUGCGCUGGAUCAGCAAGCUUCUCUUGGUGGACGGCUCCAAUGAAGACGGUGUGCGUUUUGACACCGAAACCAUGGAUCUCCAGCCACUAUUUGGCGAACCUGUUCCUGAUGUUGAAGACACUCUUCAUGGUCACCCGUCAUCAUCCUCUUCCAAGUGGAGUCCGGUGGGUCAUGGUCGCUGGGAAAAAACAGCUGGCAAUUCUUCAGCAGAGCUGCAUGAUGGAAAGAACUAUGAGCCCACGCCCAAGGAGGUCGCGCAGUGGGACGUGCAAUUGCUGAAGUUUCACAAAGCCUCCGGACACCCCAGCAACCGAAACCUUGCCAGGAUCAUCAAAGAAGCUGGAAAGCAAGAGUGGCAAGUGCAACGUGCUCACCAACUUCGUUGCUCAGCAUGUGAAGCUGUGAAACUUGGAGGCUCAUCUUCAGGAAAGGUGCCACCGGCGGCAAUGAGCUCGCCCCCCAAGGCCUGGUCCACUGUCUUGGUUGACAUUGGAGAGUGGACUAUGAUGGCGCGAAAACAGAAGUUGAAGUUCAUGAUGGUGAUUGAUGGCGCCACCAAGUUUAAGGCCACACACCUCAUCAUGACUUACUCCCUCAUUGAGCAGGGUAAUGAGAACGCACAGCAAGUGAUCGAGGGCUUCAGUCACUGUUGGUUGGCUGACAAACCCCGUCCUAUGAUUGUGAUUCCCGGCAAUGCCUCAACUUUGCGAUCCACAGCUUUUCGAGAGUUUUGUGACAACAACAACAACAACAACAUUUGGCUUUCUUUCCCGGUUGAGAAAGAACCCUGGGCCCAUGGCAUAGCUGAGAGGGGCAUCCAAGAGUUGAAACUAGUCAUGGACAAGAUCUACAUUGAAGAUGCGACAUUGUCUGCAGCUACAAUUUUGUCUUUGGCUAUACAAGCUCCCUCAACGCUGUGGAGAACGUCCAUGGUUUUUCUCCUUUUCAGUGGGCCUACGGCCAGUCUUUUCACUGGACGGAUGAAGAUGUCGUCACUCAUGCUCAACUACGUGACGCUGAUGAGUUGGCCGACUUUUGGCCAUGCGGAAGCAAGCCGAAGAUUUGGCACGCAAAACUACAUCGACUUGACCAAUGAAGUUCCUGAGGAGACCGCCUUGGAGAUCACUGAGGACCUUCCUGCGGAGCCCAACAACAAAACAGGGGUCUCUGGUAGAAGGCUAUCUGGUAAACACAGUGAAGCUGCAGCGAAAGCUCUUCCACCGCUACCACCAGUGAAUGAAUAUGAAGAGAACAAGGGUCCACCUCCAGUUCCUGAUGACCUGGAGGAGACAGGCAACACUGAGACACCGGCGAUGUCUCGCCGUGGCUCAACAUCCACAACCAAGCCCUUGCUGGCGGAUUCUUCGGCGUCUUCUCUUGCACAGCCUGCUUCGCCGAGGCAGAUCCCGGCAGUUUCUCGUGAGACUUCAGUUGGUGGCGAUGCUCCAGAACCCAAGCGAGCCAAGACAGACUCUGAAAUGGAGACGGUCAGGUAUGAGAAGUUGACACCUGCCUUCAAGAAGCUCUUCGACCGGGCCAAAAACCGAGCCUUUGUGACUGCGGAAGCUGUCAGAAAGUGCACUGAAGCUGAAGAACGUGAAGGGUGGGAGUCUGGCCGAGUGAUCGGCUGCCGCUGGGUUUUGACCUGGAAGGAUGUCCCUCCAGAGGAUCGGCAACAUGCUGCCGAUGAUGCCACCAACAAUGACCAGACCCCGUUCACACCAAGUGGAGACCGGAAGAGCAAGGCACGCAUAGUGCACCUGGGCUAUCAGCAUCCAGAUUUGCUGAAGCCUGAGUUUCGAAGCUCUGCUCAGAUACAAGCCACCAUUUCUAGGUACUUGACCUUUGCCUUGACCGUGCAGAAUCAAUGGCGGAUUGAAGGGUUAGAUCUUUCAACGGCUUUUCUACAGACUGAAAAGAACCAAGAAUCACAACGUUUGUGGACACAACUUGCUCGUGAGCUACGUCAAGCCCUUGGAGUUUCAGAUGGUGGUUUGCUGCGAAUCCUCAAAGAUUCUUAUGGCUCUACCACCGCUCCACGUGGACUCUGGCGCGAUAUCGAUCGCAACCUGCAAAAACUUGGCAUUUGGAUGCUCAAGUACAGUCCUGACUUCACUGUUUCAGCAAAGAAGUCUAAGAGCAAAGGCCUGGACGCAGUGUCACAAAUUCAAUCCAUCACAGGCAAACGAGCUGAGAAGAACUUUGAGCCUAUGCAACAGAAUUGA